UUGAUGGCAACAACUUCAACUGCUACAUCGAUCAACGAGCAGCAGACAUAUAUAGUUCACAUGGACAAGGCCAAGAUAGCAUCCAAAGACAAUUCUAGAAAAUGGUAUGAAGCAGUGAUUGGCUCUAUCAUUGAUCCCUCUGCCUCUGCCCAAAAAGAAGAUUCAGCAUCGUCUCCUCAGCUACUUUAUGUAUACGAAAAAAUAACUGGUUUUGCUGCAAAGCUUUCUAAAAAGCAACUGGAAUCACUAAGACAACUCAAUGGUUUUCUGUCUGCUACUCCUGAUGAAUUGCUCAAACUCCACACUACACAUUCCCCUCAAUUUCUUGGCCUCGAAAGGGGGAAAGGCUUAUGGAAUUCCAAAAACUUAGAGUCAGAUGUGAUCGUUGGUGUGGUGGAUUCAGGAAUCUGGCCGGAACAUGACAGUUUCAAGGACUCAACCAUGUCUCCAGUGCCCUCUAGGUGGAAAGGCAUUUGCGAGGAAGGUACAAACUUCACCGCCUCAAAUUGUAACAGAAGACUCAUUGGUGCCAGAGCAUAUUACAAAGGCUAUGAAGCUGCUGGCGGCAGAAUCCAUGAAACUGAAGACUACAAAUCUGCAAGAGAUGCACAAGGCCAUGGAACACACGUUUCAUCAACAGCAGCAGGUAGUCUUGUUAAAAAUGCCAGCUUCCUGGGUUUGGCCAAGGGCUCGGCGAGUGGAAUAAGAUAUACCUCUAGAAUUGCAGCAUAUAAAGUAUGCUGGCAUCGUGGUUGUGCUGGCUCUGAUAUACUUGCCGCCAUGGACCAAGCCAUUUUGGAUGGGGUUGAUGUGUUGUCCCUUUCUUUAGGAAGUUAUGACAAGCCUUAUUAUAGAAACAACAUUGCCAUAGGUGCAUUUCACGCAAUCCGAAAUGGGAUUUUUGUGUCUUGUUCAGCAGGCAAUUCUGGUCCAUAUAGCUCCUCUGUCGGCAACACUGCACCUUGGAUCACAACUGUGGCCGCAAGCUACCUUGAUCGGAGCUUUUUAGCUACUGUCAAGCUUGGAAAUAGACAAACUUUUAAGGGUUCAUCUCUGUACACCGGAAAGUCAACAAUGCAAUUACCAAUUGCGUAUGGGAAAAGUGCCGGAUACGAAGAUGCAGGGUACUGCUAUCAAGGUUCACUAAAUAGAACACUUGUGAAAGGAAAGAUUGUACUUUGUGAAUUAGGGAAUUUCAGUCGUGCUGAAUUGGCAGACAAUGUGAAGCUAGCUGGCGGAGAUGGAAUGAUAGUGUUAAACGAUGACAAGCAUGGAGAAGAGCUAAUUGCAGAAGCUUACCUUUUACCGGCAAUAGCAGUCGGUGCCACCGCAGGAAAAGCCAUCAAAAAGUAUAUUUCUUCAAACAAAAAGGCCACAGCUUCCAUUGCCUUUUAUGGAACAGUGUACGGCAACCGUGCAUCUUCUAUGGCAGCGUUUUCAGCAAGAGGGCCGAGUAAGAUUGGACCAGAGGUGAUCAAACCAGACAUAACUGCACCAGGGGUGAACAUUCUAGCUGCCUGGCCUCCCUUGAGUAGCCCGACGUAUGCCAACAGUGACAAGAGAAGUGUUCCAUUCAACAUACUUUCAGGGACUUCCAUGUCAUGUCCCCAUGUCAGUGGCAUGGCCGCACUAAUCAAAUCAGUUCACACAAACUGGUCACCGGCGGCCAUCAAAUCAGCCCUCAUGACAACAGCCUACACACUAGACAACACUAAGAACCCAAUGUUAGAUGUUGCAACCUUAUCUGCAGCAACUCCUUUUGCAUUUGGUUCAGGCCAUGUUAAUCCCGAAAUUGCAUCCAAUCCAGGGCUGAUCUAUAACAUCACAGAGGUAGACUAUCUGAACCAUUUGUGCAGCCUGGGUUACACAUCUGAUCAAGUAACUUUAUUUACUGGUUCCAGUAGCCAUUUCAGUUGUCCAAGUACCAGAACUCCUCUCGGUGACUUGAAUUACCCUUCUUUUGCUGUGAAUUUUAAGGGCAAUGUUCAGAACAAUACUGUGACAUUCAAGAGGACCGUGACAAAUGUUGGGGCUCCAAGAAGUAGUUAUACAGUACAAGUGCAAGAACCAAAGGAUACAAUAGUGACGGUUAAGCCUACUGUUUUGAGUUUUAAGAAGCUGGGGGAGGAAUUGAGCUAUACUGUUAGUUUUGUUGGACGUAGAGGAAAAACAUCUAGAGGGUUAUCCAAUUCCUUCGGAGCUUUGCUUUGGGUGUCUGGAAAAUAUACUGUUAGAAGUCCUAUAGCAGUUUCUUGGAGUUAAUUUUGGAAUUUGUAGAAAUCCCAAGAUGAAAUUUAGGAAUUUCCAAGUUGUAUUCAAUAAAUUUAAAGAAAUAAU
This is a messenger RNA of Rubroshorea leprosula, 2337 nucleotides long. The record is from the annotation of a GenBank genome assembly. NCBI's taxonomy places the organism in Eukaryota, Viridiplantae, Streptophyta, Magnoliopsida, Malvales, Dipterocarpaceae.